UGUAAAUGUUACAUAUAUGUGGAGCUGAUAUCUUAUGUCACUAAAAGCUCAAAACAUCUGAUUCACUUUCUCAGUUCUUUGUGCUGAAUCUGAUGGAAGGAAGCUGUAAACUGAAUGAGGCAGAUGUUCAGGCUCAGCUGGAGUGGAUCUAUGAGCAGACGCUGAGCACUGAGCAGAAGCAGCCGGACGUGGGACUGCUGACCACCGAGGGCCGGACGGACUGGGCCCAGGCCAGAGACCAGCUGAUCAAAGAUCCAGUGAACAGAAAGUCUCUGGAGCUGAUGGAGCGCUGCGUGUGCGUCGUCUGUCUGGACGAUCCUUCGGGACUCGAACCCAGCAACACCAACAGAGCUGCCCUGGUGCUCCACGGAGGAGGACGCGAUAAAAAUGGGUCGAACCGCUGGUACGACAAACCUCUGCAGUUUGUGAUCGGUGCAGACGGUGUUUGUGGGGUCGUGUGUGAGCACUCACCGUUCGAGGGCAUCGUUCUGGUGCAGUGCACUGAACACCUGCUGAAGAACAUACACUCCUGGAAGCAGAGCUCCGGUCGGAGCGCGUCUGAACUUCCUCAUCCACCCAGAUUACUGUGGAAAUGUUCCGCUCGGAUUCAUGACAUGCUGUCCUUUGCUGCGGAUCACCUGCAGAGACUCGUGAGGAAUCUCGACCUGAAUGUUUUCAUGUUUGCGGUUUAUGGGAAGGAGUUCAUCAAGCAGCAGAAGAUGAGUCCAGACGCGUUCAUACAGCUGGCUCUGCAGCUGGCCUUCUACAGGUGUCACAGAAGACUCGUGUCCACCUACGAGAGUGCUUCUCUCCGUCGCUUCCGGCAGGGACGUGUGGACAACAUCCGCUCCAGCACUCCUGAGGCACUGGCGUUCGUGAAGGCCAUGACAGACGGAGGAACAUCCGCUCAGGACUCAGAGAAGAUUGAGAAGCUGCGAGCAGCUGUAGAUGCUCAGAGAAAAAUCACAGUUCUGGCCAUCACGGGGAUGGGGACAGACAAUCACUUACUAGGACUUCGUGAAAUUGCCAAGGAGAUGAAAAUGGAAAUACCAGACAUUUUCUCUGAUGAAACGUAUCAUAUCAGUAACCACUUCAUCCUGUCAACCAGUCAGCUUCAGAGAGAGUAA
This is a messenger RNA of Cyprinus carpio (common carp), 1127 nucleotides long. RefSeq names its product choline O-acetyltransferase-like. Gene Ontology annotation, molecular function: choline O-acetyltransferase activity. Gene Ontology annotation, cellular component: neuron projection; cytoplasm. The record is from RefSeq and is a predicted model, not a curated record. The coding region runs from base 93 to 1127 and encodes 344 amino acids. The transcript is spliced from 9 exons. Gene Ontology annotation, biological process: neuromuscular synaptic transmission; acetylcholine biosynthetic process. Lineage: Eukaryota; Metazoa; Chordata; Actinopteri; Cypriniformes; Cyprinidae.